CUUAUCGAUAAAGUGAAGCUGGAGCUUCCUUUUAUUGUUCGACGUCACUUUCCUCGCAUGCUUCCUCCUAAGUACCAGGCUGGUACACAACAGCUUUAGCAGUUUCGGAUCGAUUUAUUCUUUGACUUUUCAACUUUUACCUUUGAAAAUAUAUCUCUAUGUUUCGUACUGCCAUCAAAAUGGCACCCACCUCUGCAUCUGACAUCCCCUCUCUGAAUCUUCUUUAUAAGCUUAACAAGCUAAAGGUCUCAGAGCUCGGCCCUCUCAAAGGCGCAUCCCCGGUGCAUAAUGAUCGCAUCGGCUUAUUCCAUGGCGACAUCACCACCUUAUCCGUCGAUGCCAUCGUAAAUGCUGCAAAUACUUCUCUGCUCGGUGGCGGUGGUGUUGAUGGAGCAAUCCACCGCGCUGCUGGACCAGGGUUGCUUGCUGAAUGUCGCACCUUAGGUGGUUGUCCCACCGGCUCAUCCAAGAUCACGAGCGGAUAUAAUCUUCCUUGUAACAAAGUCAUACACACUGUUGGUCCCAUCUACGACUAUACCCAGGCCACCGAAAGCGAAAAGGACCUGAGAAACUGCUAUCUAUCAAGUUUGGAGCUUGCUACACAGAACGGUGUGAAGACUAUCGCUUUUAGCGCUAUCAGCACUGGCGUCUACGACUACCCGAGCGAAGAUGCCGCUCACGUCGCUUGCGACACUGUGAGAAAGUACAUGGAUGGCGAUGAUACUAAAAGCCUGGAUAAAGUUAUAUUUGUGACUUUUGAGAAGAAAGACUAUAUGGCCUAUAGCAGCCUCCUUCCUCAUCACUUUCCCCCAUCUGUUCCAGCCUCGCAGGACCAAGAUAAUAUCACUAGGGGACAGGCGGUCGAGGCUGAAGUCAAGGCUAGCCAUUUGCCCAACGUACCUACGACAGAUCCAGCUGACUCCGGACACGUACCGAAGAAACGGAGCCAGGUUAGUGGAGAGUGACAUUUCUCGCCUGGAAUAAACAUGAAGUUACGACGAUACGAGAAAGAAUUAUGCGGCUGGUUAGGACAAUGGCGUUAUGGGAAUAGUAAAUGUGCAGUACGAACAAGUAGCCUGACACGUCGCAGCUCAUUUCACUGACGACAUGAUCAUGGUAGUCCGCCGAGUCUCAUCUCACUAUAAGGGACAUUUU
This is a messenger RNA of Annulohypoxylon maeteangense, 1155 nucleotides long. RefSeq names its product MACRO domain-containing protein. NCBI's taxonomy places the organism in Eukaryota, Fungi, Ascomycota, Sordariomycetes, Xylariales, Hypoxylaceae. The transcript is spliced from 2 exons. The record is from RefSeq and is a predicted model, not a curated record. The coding region runs from base 159 to 965 and encodes 268 amino acids.